Molecule: messenger RNA, 510 nt
Organism: Lolium perenne
Lineage: Eukaryota; Viridiplantae; Streptophyta; Magnoliopsida; Poales; Poaceae
Source: RefSeq, a predicted model, not a curated record
AUGAGUCCUGUUUCUACUUCUAAUUAUAAUGAUUAUUUUGUGAGCCUUUUCAAUUAUUUGCAGAGUGCAGCAGAGCCUGCUGUUACAGUGGAGGGGAAGACUGUGGAGGGUGAUCCUCAACUUAUUGAUGAUUCCGAAUUUUAUCAUAUACUUCUCAAGGAUUUUCUCGAGUCAUGUGAUGGAGCAUCUGAGUCUGCAUUUUAUGCUCUAAGAAAGAAGCAGCACAAGAAGAGAAAACUCAUCGACCGCCGUGCUUCGAAGAGCAGAAAGAUAAGGUAUAAUGUCCACGAGAAGCUUGCCAACUUGAUGGCCCCGGUUCCAAUAACCGUUCCCCGGCCCGAUGGCUUCGAAAUUGUUCAAGAAUCUGUUUGGAAUGGGCAACCAGAACCAGAAGGCAACCGCAUCAUGAUUUAAGAGGCGAUGAUUCAAAGUUUGGACAUCAGGAGAAGGUUCAGUUGGCUGGCUUUUUCCUGCAGUUUUGAAUUGUAAAAUGUAAUGGCCGUACUCGUA